UUCGACUCACCUCUGUCCGUCACCAGCUCCUUUCGCUUGCGACGCCUUCACUUGGUCCAGAGACUCCUAGUCCUGCCUCUCCGAUUCCCCCCUUCUUUCAUCUCCAAUCGCUCCCAAUUGAGCUCCUUUCUACCUCCUCCUCCUUCACAAUGGCUUCCUCCGCGCGAGCCAUGACGGCCCUCUCCAGGGUCGGCCACAUGGCACCCAGCAGUCGCAUCGCAGCUCGCGCCCUCUCGACUGUUUCCAAGACCUCUGCUCGACCUUCUGUCGCCAUGAGACUGAACAAUACUGGACGCAUUGCCUUUCGAAGGGCUUACGCUGACGAAGCCCCCAAGCCCAGACCUGGCAAGAUUCGACGAACCCUGCGAUGGACAUGGAGGAUUACAUACCUCUCUUUCGGUGCUCUCGUCGGUUACACAUGCUACGUUAUCUACGAUGACCGUCACCCUCAAGAGCAGUUCCAGCCUGACCCCUCCAAGAAGACUCUUGUCGUUCUCGGAUCCGGAUGGGGCUCUGUUGGUCUCCUGAAGAACCUCGACACCGAGAACUACAACGUCAUCGUUGUCUCUCCCCGCAACUACUUCCUCUUCACCCCUCUCCUGCCUUCAUGCACAACCGGUCUCAUCGAGCACCGCUCUAUCAUGGAGCCUGUUCGCACCAUCCUCCGCCACAAGAAGGGUGCUGUCAAGUACUACGAAGCUGAGGCUUCCUCCGUGGACCCUGACCGCAAGAUUAUCAAGAUCAAGGACAACACCGAGGGCAAGGGCCCCCAGUCCGAGACCGAGAUUCCUUACGACAUGCUUGUCAUCGGUGUCGGUGCUGAGAAUGCCACUUUCGGUAUUCCUGGUGUCCGCGAGAACAGCUGUUUCCUCAAGGAGAUUGGCGACGCCCAGCUGAUCCGCAAGAAGAUUAUGGACUGUGUUGAGCGAGCUUCCUUCAAGGGCCAGUCCCAGGAGGAGAUCGACCGCCUCAUGCACAUGGUCGUUGUUGGUGGUGGUCCCACCGGUGUUGAGUUCGCUGGAGAGCUCCGCGAUUUCUUCGAGGAGGAUAUCAAGAAGCUGAUCCCCGAUAUCAGCCACCGCUUCAAGGUCACUCUUAUCGAGGCUCUUCCCAACGUUCUCCCCUCUUUCUCCAAGCAGCUUAUUGAGUACACCGAAAACACAAUGCGUGAGGAGAACAUCGACAUCAAGCUCAAGACCAUGGUCAAGAAGGUGACAGAGGACUUUGUCGAGGCUGAGUUCGCUGGUCCCGAUGGCAGCAAGCAGACUCUCCGCAUUCCCUACGGUCUGCUUGUCUGGGCUACCGGUAACGCUGUCCGACCCAUCGUCCGUGAUCUUAUGGGUAAGGUCCCCGCUCAGAAGGACUCCCGCCGCGGUCUUGCCGUCAACGAGUACCUCGUCGUUCAGGGAACUCGCGACAUCUGGGCCGUCGGUGACUGCGCUGUUGCCGGCUACGCCCCUACCGCCCAGGUCGCUUCCCAGGAGGGUUCUUUCUUGGCCCGUCUGUUCAACAACAUGGCCAAGACGGAUACUCAGGAGGAGCGCAUCAAGGAGCUUAGCAGCAGCCUGAACCUCAAGCAGGGCAAUUCUGCCGAGAUCGCCGCUGAGAUUGAGUCUCUUGAGAAGCAGCUCCGCCGUAUCAAGGACGUCAAGCCCUUCCGAUACUCCCACCAGGGUUCUUUGGCCUACAUUGGUAGCGAGAAGGCUGUUGCCGAUGUUCCUUGGUUCAACGGCAACAUUGCCAGCGGUGGUGGUUUGACCUACCUGUUCUGGCGAAGUGCUUACCUUUCCAUGUGCUUCAGCACCCGAAACCGUGUUUUGGUCGCUGUUGACUGGCUCAAGUCCAAGGCCUUCGGCCGUGAUGUCUCUCGAGAGUAAACCUUCCGAUACGACAAACCUUUUUACGCGACGAGGUUCGAUACCCUGAUAUGAGCUAUGGUGGUGGUGGAUUCGAAAUUCAGUCUACACUGCCUAGCUUACGAUGAUCUGUUCUUGGGAGGGUGUGCUUGGAGCAUUGUGCAUAGGCCUAUGAAGCCUAACUGAGCCGGACUAAUAGAGGUCUGAUUGGAGUUGGGUUGGGGUUUGCAUGCUUCAUGGUGUAUACCUCGAGUUGGUCCUUCUUUUUGAUUGUUCUUUAAUUUUUCUUUGUUCACGGAUAUAGAUGGGAGAGGCAGGGCCCUUGUAUGACAUAGCUAGAGCGCGCAGAAAAGCAGGAAAAGCUUGUGAGACGUUGAAGAAAACGAAUGAAGAAGACUCGGCAUAGUGAAUCAAGAGUUGGCUCUUUUACCAGUGA
Fusarium graminearum PH-1 is the source of this 2292-nucleotide messenger RNA. RefSeq names its product external NADH-ubiquinone oxidoreductase 1. Lineage: Eukaryota; Fungi; Ascomycota; Sordariomycetes; Hypocreales; Nectriaceae. The transcript is spliced from 3 exons. Gene Ontology annotation, molecular function: NADH dehydrogenase activity. The record is from RefSeq and is a predicted model, not a curated record. Bases 150 to 1877 code for a protein of 575 amino acids.